UGACGUGGCAGACCACCGUGCCGUGCGAGCAGGAUCGUAUCGUGUGUUUGGCGCUGACCUGCGGGCCCGCGCGCGCUCGUCGCCGUUGGUAUAAAACGCCCGGAGACUUCCCCCCCAGCAACCGUCCAAGGGAGUCCAGCAGCGCCCGCGCACUAGCAGAGUGAAGUGAAGAGCAGAAGAAGCUUCUGUCGUCGUGUCACUGUGCCUGUGCGUGAGGAGAGAGGUCGCUGCAGCGUUCGUGCUUUCAUGGUGGCUGCAGCGCGUGCUCCGCUUCUCAGAAAGCCGCCGGCGAGGGAGGAGGAGGGGGAGGCGGAGGGGAUGCCGGUGGUGGCGGAGGAGGGGUUGUCGGACCUGGAGACGGCGUCGUCGACGGGGGCGCCCAACUCGAGCCUGAGCUCGGCCAGCAGCGCCGGCAGCGUCGCGCGGUGCUCCAGCCUCUCGCGGCUCUCCUUCGACUGCACCCCGUCGGCCGCCAUGGCGGCGGCGGCUGCGGCUACCGCCGCCUGCGGCUCCCCGCGCCCGUCCGUGGCGUUCCGGCCGCACCGGUCCAGCGACGCGGCGUGGGCGGCCAUCCGCGCGCUCUCGGCCUCCUCCCCGGCGACGCCGCUCGGCCCCGCGGACUUCAAGCUGGUCCGGCGCGUCGGCGGCGGCGACAUCGGCACGGUCUACCUCUGCCGCCUCCGGACCUCGGCGUCCGCGUGCCUCUACGCGAUGAAGGUGGUGGACCGCCGCGCCGUGGCCAAGAAACACAAGCUGGAGCGCGCGGCCGCCGAGAGGCGCAUCCUGCGGCUGCUCGACCACCCGUUCCUCCCCACGCUCUUCGCCGACUUCGACGCCGCCCCGCGCUUCUCCUGCGUCGUCAUGGAGUUCUGCCCCGGCGGCGACCUCCACUCCCUCCGCCACCGCAUGCCCUCCCGCCGCUUCCCGCUCCCCUCCGCGCGCUUCUACGCCGCCGAGGUGCUCCUGGCGCUCGAGUACCUGCACAUGAUGGGCAUCGUCUACCGCGACCUCAAGCCGGAGAACGUGCUGAUACGCGCCGACGGACACAUCAUGCUCACCGACUUCGACCUGUCGCUCGAGUCCACGUCGUCGCCGUCGCUCCAGCCCGCCGUCCCCAACGAUGAAGAGGAAGUGCCGGAGAACGUGUCAUGCUUCCCGAUACGUUUCAAGCGGCGGAGGCACCGUCGCCGGUGCGCGGCGUCCCCCCCGCGGUUCGUGGCGGAGCCUGUGUCAGCGCGGUCGUGCUCGUUCGUCGGCACGCACGAGUACGUCGCCCCGGAGGUGGCCGGCGGGGGCGCGCACGGAGCCGCCGUGGACUGGUGGGCCUACGGCGUGUUCCUCUACGAGCUCCUCCACGGCCGCACCCCGUUCGCCGGCGCCACCAACGAGGACACGCUCCGCAACAUCGUGCGCGCCCCGCUCACCUUCCCCACCUCCUCCGGCGCCGGCUGCCACGCCGACACCGCGGCGGCGCGGGACCUCAUCGCGCGCCUGCUCACCAAGGACCCCGCCGCCCGCCUCGGGUCCCGCCACGGCGCCGCCGACGUGAAGGCGCACCCCUUCUUCAAGAGCCUCAACUUGGCGCUGCUCCGGUCGUCCAGGCCGCCCGUCGUCCCCAGCGCCCCGCUGCACCGGUCGCAGUCAUGCAAGACGCCGGCGUCGCGCAAGCCGGACACGAAGCGCUUCGACCUCUUCUGACCGGCCGACGUCGUCCUCCUCCUCCUCCUCCCCGAGUCAACACCGGCGGCCGGCAGGCUGGACACAAACCUCUCCUCCGGCCAUCUCGUGCCGACGUUAACCCCUUGAUAAUUACUCCUAGCUAGCGCAUGCAUGCAUUGACCUAGCCUACUACUACUACUAUAGCAGUAUAGCUGCCAGUGCACCGUUGUAGUACAAUCAACUGUUAAUCACGCAUCUCAGUACUUACCGUUAA
Messenger RNA from Hordeum vulgare subsp. vulgare (domesticated barley), 1933 nucleotides. Its product is annotated as protein kinase PINOID-like. Gene Ontology annotation, biological process: protein phosphorylation. Gene Ontology annotation, molecular function: ATP binding; protein serine/threonine kinase activity. Gene Ontology annotation, cellular component: plasma membrane; cytoplasm; nucleus. Lineage: Eukaryota; Viridiplantae; Streptophyta; Magnoliopsida; Poales; Poaceae. The transcript has a single exon. The coding region runs from base 247 to 1698 and encodes 483 amino acids. The record is from RefSeq and is a predicted model, not a curated record.